AUGUCUGGCUGGGACGCGUAUGUGAAUAACUUGUUGGAUAGCUCAGACGGCAUCAAGAAGGCAGCAAUAAUCGGAUUGGAAGAUGGCUCAGUAUGGGCAAGAAGUAGUGAAUUUAAGGUACGUAGGUCAAAAAUAUGAUUGUAUUUAGGUGAAAUUUGGUAAUUAAUUCUGCCUCUUACUUUAGCGUGACUUUUGCACUGAUAUUUAAAAAAAUUUUUUGAAAACCUUCAGACACAUGAUAUAUUCUAGUGUAAUUUUACUGUUGUAGGGAACGGACGCCGAGCUAAGAAAUCUUGCAGCCAGCUUUAAAAAUAUUGAAAGUGUUCCUACAACUGGCUCUGAUUUGGAAGGUCUUCACUACGUCGUACCACGCGUCGAAGAUAACUUGAUUUUUGGUAAAAAGGGCAGCCAAGGGUUUUGUGCAGUCAAAUCAAACACGGCAGUAAUUUUGGCCGUAUUUGAAGGCGAAACCGGAGCUGGAUCAGCAACUCGAAUGGCCGUUGAAAAGCUGGCGACUUAUCUACAAGAAACCGGAUAUUAA
Messenger RNA from Bursaphelenchus okinawaensis, 541 nucleotides. NCBI's taxonomy places the organism in Eukaryota, Metazoa, Nematoda, Chromadorea, Rhabditida, Aphelenchoididae. The record is from the annotation of a GenBank genome assembly.